Geodia barretti is the source of this 611-nucleotide messenger RNA. Lineage: Eukaryota; Metazoa; Porifera; Demospongiae; Tetractinellida; Geodiidae. The record is from the annotation of a GenBank genome assembly.
UCAUUCAUUUAUGGAGUUGAAAAUGACGAAAACUAUGAGGUUCGAGUGGCUAUUCUAGUUGAAGUUAGCCCACUGAAGCUGAACAGAAGCCAAUGGACUGACUGGGUUGGAGUAAACGACACCAAAUCUCAAGGUGGUGAAGUUCAGCCGACUACCGAGAAAGGAGAAGUCAAGCCUACCAACAAUAGAGGUGAUGGUGCUGAUGUUGAUGUUAUUGUGGCUGCAGUGUUGCUUCCCCUGACUGUACUUCUGGUCUCAAUGUUGCUCUUUACUACUUGCCUCUGUUUUUGUUGUAGUAGAAGCAAGCAGAGUUACUCUGUGCAAAAGGAGGAGUUUUCAGAAUCAGUGGAGGAGAAACAUGUGACAUCAACUGAUGUUUGACUCUAAGUAUAGCUGUUUCGUUGUUUUUCGUAAUGUAUUCUUAUGUGUUUUUAUGCAGUGUUAUAUUUUCAUUAGUAUGUUCAUCUUUUUUAGCUAGUUAUUGUUAGUUGGUCAAAGCUGCAAAUGUGCAUGUUUCAACGAUGCUUUGGGCAAUGAUUGUUCCAUUAGAUGGGUGUGCUGUCACAGGCAUGACUUGUUCAUGCCCUGUAUUCACCACAAAGCCCAAAAAG